GGUACUGAUAGACAAGAGCUCAUUAUAGCUCUCCUUUCUGGAAUGAUAACAAGUUCUAUAAUAUAUAUUGAUUAUUUUAGAACUUAUCAUUGUUCUGGGGCUAUUAAAAAGGGAGGCUAUAUUAAGCUCUUAUCUGUUAGCAUCUUUAAUAUUGUCUUAGAUUUGAUAUUUCAUUAUGCAUCUGAAUUCUGA
Messenger RNA from Dentiscutata heterogama, 192 nucleotides. The record is from the annotation of a GenBank genome assembly. NCBI's taxonomy places the organism in Eukaryota, Fungi, Glomeromycota, Glomeromycetes, Diversisporales, Gigasporaceae.